AGCACGCGCUCCCCUGCGCUCUCGGCACCCGCGCCCCUUCCCCACCGCAACAGGUCUGGGGCGGGCGGAGGCGGCGAGGGCGCACGACCCGAGAUUGGAGGACUUAGGGUCUGGAAGAUGAAUAGAUUCAUCGCUUUCCACUGACUGGCAGCAAUGGCAUUUACCGAAAGGGUCAACAGCAGCGGCAACAGCAGCUUGUACAAUGAAGACAGAAACCUGCUUCGAAUUAAAGAGAAGGAAAGACGCAACCAGGAAGCUCAUCAAGAGAAAGAGACAUUUUCUGAAAAGGUCCCGCUCUUUGGAGAGCCCUACAAGACAGAUAAAGGUGAUGAGCUAUCCAGUCGAUUACAGAACAUGUUGGGAAACUACGAAGAAGUGAAGGAGUUCCUUAGUUCCAAGUCCCACCCUCAGCGCUUGGAUGCUUCCGAAAAUAGGUUGGCAAAGCCGAGAUAUCCUUUAUUUCCUGAGAAGGGGAGCAGCAUUCCAUCCCACUCCUUCCACUCUAGUGUCCACCACCAGCCUGUUAACACUCCUGCCUCCGGACCACUUCCUGUUGGUAACAUUAGCCACAACCCAAAGAUGGCGCAGCCAAGAAUGGAACCAAUGCCGAGUCUCCACGUCAAAAGCUACGGCCCACAGGAUGGCCAGCACCUGACUCAGGAGCGCCUUGGUCAGGAGGGGUACGGCUCUGGUCAUCCCAAAAAAGGUGACCGCAGGGCUGACGGAGACCACUGUGCUUCCAUGACAGACUCCGCUCCAGAGAGGGCGCUUUCUCCUUUGUUCUCCUCUCUGCCUUCCCCAGUGCCCCCCUUGUCACCUGUACAUUCCAACCAGCAGACUCUUCCCAGGACACAAGGAAGCAGCAAAGUUCACAGCAGUAGCAGUAACAAUAAAGGCUACUGCCCGGCCAAAUCUCCCAAGGACCCGGUGGGAAAGGGCCAUGAUAAAGAGACCCCACAAGACAGUUCAGUGGCGGUUGCCAGCCUUGGGGUAGCCCCUCCCCAGCCGCCUUCUCAGACCUUCCCCCCACCCCCACUCCCCUCAAAAAGCGUUGCAAUGCAGCAGAAGCCCACGGCUUAUGUCCGGCCCAUGGAUGGUCAAGAUCAGGCUCCUAGUGAGUCUCCUGAACUGAAACCACUGCCAGAGGACUACCGGCCGCAGACCUUUGAAAAGACAGACUUAAAAGUGCCUGCCAAAGCCAAGCUCACUAAGCUGAAAAUGCCUUCUCAGUCCGUCGAGCAGACCUACUCCAGUGAAGUCCACUGUGUUGAAGAGAUUCUGAAGGAAAUGACCCAUUCAUGGCCUCCUCCUCUGACAGCAAUACACACGCCUAGUACAGCUGAGCCCUCCAAAUUUCCUUUUCCCACAAAGGAUUCUCAGCAUAUCAAUUCUGCAACCCAAAACCAAAAACAGUAUGAUACAUCUUCAAAAACCCACAGUAAUUCUCAGCAGGGAACAUCCAUGCUCAAAGAUGACCUUCAGCUCAGUGACAGUGAGGACAGUGACAGCGAUCAAACCCCAGAGAAGCCUCCUUCCACAUCUGCACCUCCAAGCGCUCCACAGCCGCUUCCAGAAGCGGCGGCCUCAGCACAUUCCAGCAGCGCCGAGUCAGAGAGCACCAGUGACUCAGACAGCUCCUCGGACUCGGAGAGCGAGAGCAGCUCAAGUGACAGCGAGGAGAACGAGCCCCGAGAAGCCCCGGCUCCCGAGCCUGAGCCUCCAACAGUAAACAAAUGGCAGCUAGACAACUGGCUGACCAAAGUCAGCCAGCCUGCGGUGCCCCCCGAGGUUCCGGGCGGCGCCGAGCCCCCGGCCCGGCACCCGGACGGUAAGGCCAAGGGCGGCGACGGCGCGGACCUCGAGCGCUUGGAAUGCAAUGUGCCUCCCCCCAGAAGAUCCAGCAAAGCCCCCCGGCCCCCGCCGUCGGAAGGCCCCCACGCAGGCAAGAGGGGCUGCCAGAAGUCCCCCGCCCAACAGGAGCCCCCGCAGAGGCAGACCGUGGGAACCAAAAGAGCCGGCAAGGCCUCCGCCCCGGCGGGCACGCGUGCCUGCCUGCAGGUGGAGGGCGAGCCCGGACUUCCUCCCCACGGCGCCAAAGACCAGCCUUCCAAGACAAGCCCAAGUGAGACGAAAGGGCGGCCCCGCGCCGGAGAGAGCCGCGAGCCCAAGCCGGCGGUGCCCGCCCCGAGCGAGCGGAAGAAGCACCGGAGCGGCCCCCCGGGCCCCCCGAAGGCGUCCGCGAGGGACGGUGCGGAGGACGGGAGCCCCGAGCACUUUGCCCUCGUCCCGGUGACGCAGAGCCAGGGCCCCGCCCGCGGCGCCGGCGCCAGGACUAGUGGCUGCCGCCUGGCCGUGGUCGUGCAGGAGGACCGCCGCAAGGACAAGCCCCUGGUGCCUGUGAGAGACCCCAGGCAGCGGUCCCCGCUCAGGGAGCCUCCGCCGCCGCGAAGCUUGAUGGUGAAGAUCACCCUCGACCUCCUCUCUCGGAUUCCGCAGCCCCCUGGGAAGGUCGGCCGCCAGAAGAAACCGGAGUACAAACCGCCGUCUGCAGGGAAGAAACUGGAUUCUGAGAAGAAAGGCUCAGACAAUCCGAGCAGAUUGGCCAAGAAGAGAAAGGGUGAAGCAGAAAGAGACCACGAUAGCAAGAAAGUCAAACUGGAGAAGGACGUCAAAUCACAGUCAUCGUCUUCAUCCUCCCACAAAGAUUCUUCUAAAUCAAAAACUCCCAGGCCUUCCUCUGAGCCCUCAAAGAAGGAAAUGCUUCCCCCUUCACUCGUGUCGUCCUCGUCCUCAUCCUCAUCCUCGUCCUCGUCUUCCCAGAAGCCAGCCAAGUCUGCCCCAAAGAGGCCACGGCAGGAAGCAGACUCCUGUGGGCAGGACGCUCCCAAAAGUGCCAGUAGUACCAAGGGCAACCACAAAGACACUUCUGUUUCCAAGCACAGAAAAGCAGAGGGGAAGGGCUCUGGAAGCUCUGCAGAGCACAGAGGAUCUUCUGGAGAUACUGCAAAUCGUUUUCCAGUGCCUUCUUUGCCAAAUGGUAACUCCAAACCAGGGAAGCCUCACAUGAAGCUUGACAAACAGCAGGCAGAUUUUCACAUGAAGGAGGCCAAGAGGUUGAAGGACAAAGCAGAAUUAAUGACGGACAAGGUUGGGAAGGCGUUUAAGUACCUGGAAGCCGCCUUGUCCUUCAUUGAGUGUGGGAUUGCCAUGGAGUCGGAGGGCCCAGCGUCCAGGUCAGCUUACUCCAUCUACUCUGAAACCGUAGACCUCAUUAAGUUCAUAAUGUCAUUAAAAUCCUUCUCAGAUGCCACGACACCAACACAAGAGAAAAUAUUUGCUGUUUUAUGCAUGCGUUGCCAGUCCAUUUUGAACAUGGCCAUGUUCCGUUGUAAAAAAGAUAUAGCAAUAAAGUAUUCCCGCACUCUCAACGAACACUUCUUCAAGACUUCCUCCAAAGUCACUCAGGCACCUUCUCCAUGUGUUGCAAGAAGCACAGGCACGCCGUCCCCCCUCUCUCCAAUGCCUUCUCCAGCGGGCUCCGGAGGCUCCCAGCCCAGCGCCGGCAGCGCGGGGAGCAGUGGGCUGCCUCCCGCCGUCAGUACCCCCGUCACCAUCCAGAACAUGACCUCCUCCUACGUCACCAUCACUUCCCACGUCCUUACUGCCUUUGACCUUUGGGAACAGGCUGAGGUCCUCACGCAGAAGAAUAAAGAAUUCUUUGCUCAGCUCAGCACAAGUGUGUGCACCCUGGCCCUUAACAGCAGUUUGAUGGAUCUGGUGCACUACACAAGACAGGGUUUUCAGCGGCUAAAACAAGUAACCAAAACACCUUAACGGAGGCCCAGGUUGAUCUGAUGUCUUGGGAACUUUUUUGCACAUUGGAAGCCUCAAGACAUCCAGACAUCUGUCUCAGCAGGACACCAGACUCAAGAAGAGAAGCACCACGAGUUGGCCAGGACAUUUGUUCACUGAAACUCUCAAGAACUGUGGAAUCAUUGGUUGGACACGAUGGUUAUGCAGAAGCAGAGAAGAGGAAGCUGGCCCCAGAGAUGAUCUUGCCUUUCCUGACUAAAGGACAGAAGUGCAAUGUUGCCUUUGUGGGUGUAUGAGUGGUCUAGAAACAUUUCCUUACUUUUUUAACCAGCAGGAUGCAAAUGGAAUGAGGAGAAGCAAUUUCAACUCUGAAAGCAAAUUCACAUCAUCUCAGUAGCCACAUUAGUUUGUUCCCAGAAGGGAGUUUCUUUAACAGUGAAUUUUGGUGUAGGGUUUUGUGGAUGUUUUCUUUUUGCUUUUAAGUUAUAGGGGAAAUAAUUUGUUUAAUAAAUUCUAAGGGUCAUCUAUGAAACGUGAGUUGUGAAGGACUCCACUGUACCCCACUUUCCACCAGUGAACAGUGGCUUUGAUAAUACCAAGUAUUGUCAUAAUUUAUACAAUUGAAGGCAUCCCCCCCAUUGCCUGGAGUACUGCACAUUCACCCCAGCUCUGGUUUCUCCCAUUACUGGGUCAGAAGUCAGCCCACAUUGGAGUGGCAGAGAGAGAAGCUCCAGCACCCGGGGGAGCCAUCUCGAGGUCCCCAUGUAGGACAGAGGACGUGGUGCCGCCAUUCCCACCCCCUCCUUCAGUGAAGGGCAGUCCGUCACAUUGACUAUAUUCUGAAUUUUCUACGUUGGGGAAGAAGGGAACUGGGAACCAACAUUUGUCCGUGACAAGAUGGCUGAAGUGCUUUUUGAUUUUUGUUUAAGUGGCGCUGGAAUUUGAGGUGCUGAUCUGUGGUCUACAGUUAUGUGGUAACUCGUGUUGUCUAACCAACUCGGAGUUUUGUCAGCGAACAAAGAAAAAUGAAAUCUUAGAGAGGCUAUAUUUUUGUGCUACGAAUUAUUUUAUAUUUAUAGCAGAACUAGACUUUGAGAGCCCUUGAUUGUCUAGGAGAAACUAACUUCCUGCGAGGCUGUGGCAAUUUGGGGUGGUUAAUUAGACUUUAAAAAGAAAUUGUCACCGCAUGCCUUCACUCCAGAGUGUUCUCAGUCAACUAGGUUUGAUUAGAUUGAAGAGAAACUGUGGCCUUCCCGUAAGUUGCUAUUGCCAGAUUCUGUACAUUAACCCAAGUUUAUUCUGAAUGACCUAAAAUGGAAAAAAAAAUCCCACAUAUUCAUAAGCACAGAUUUUUUUCAUUGAAACUUGGAGGGUUAUUAUUGGAAGCAUUAUUUUGAGUGCAGUGUUUUUAGAAGCCAGUUCUUUUUAUCCCUGUUAGAAGUAGAAUUUGCACAUGUAUUAACAAUUGAGGAGUGAGUGUUAUUGCUACAGCUCGUUUACUUUUCUCCCUUCAUCCCGUCCUGCUCCUCUGCACGUUGUUUCGCACCAAGCAUGCUUGACAGUGUCAUAUUUAUUUAUUAGUGAAGAAGGGAGCACCAUCUUUAUUUAUAGUGAAGAGGUCUAAGGUCCAUAUGAUGAAUGUAAGAACUGUCUUGAUAACUUGGUAACUAUAUAAAAGGGAUGUGUAGAGGAUGGGAGUGAUGCUUAUUUUUCACAAUAUGAAUUGUUUGUGUGAAGCUGUUCCCUCAGUGUCUUACAUUAUCCAGCCUGUUCUCUGGUUCUCACUAGCUAGGACAGAGGUCUGUUAACCUCAUGUUUAGGUUAAAGCCAGAGAAUUACAGCAAUUGUAAUAUCGGAGCAUAAGAACUUGAUGUGUGAUCUUGAUGGGCUGAUUUCUUUGAUGGAUGUUCUAAAGCAAAGCCAUGGUCCUUUUUAAACUACUCAUCUAGAAAGGAACCUGUUGUUAACAGUAAUUGCUUGGUAGGUUGUAUGGUUACGGCAUUGUGUGUCCGUCUCUUACCUGGAGACAAGAUACCAGGAUCAGGCUUAUGUGGUUACUUAACAUCUUUUUUCCUCCUAAUCCCUUGGCUCUUCCGUCCCCCUCCACCCCAUCAGUCCCCAGUACAAGCCACCAGUCAGUCUGGAAGGGUGCGUUCUUGAGCACAGGUUCUGGUCUGUGCAGACCGUGCCGAGUGUGUGUGUCCUGUCGGGAGCCACAGAGCCCCCUUUGAAGACAUUUCCAAGUCAAUUUCUCAGCUGUGUCUAAAAGAAGUGAUUCCUUUUUCAGUGGCCUUAUUCUUUGUGCGUUUUCCUCUCCCUGAUCUUUAUAUUGAAAUUUUAUUUGUCCCUUGAAAAACUAAUGAAUUUGCAGAGAUCAGUUUGUACUAUUUUGAUCAUGGAGUAUUUCUGAUUCUUAACUGCAACAUGCAUCGUACCUAAAAGAAAUCUUAAUGGCUACUUUUUAAAUAGAGUAUGUAAGAGGUAGUGGCUGAUGAAUCCUUGAUGUCCCUAAGGUCUUUUUGCUGUUACAGUUUAUAUAGAAAUCUAAAGGGUUUUUAAGUCAUUUGCACUUUUCCACUGCAUGCUUAAAUCCCCAAAGGCAAAUUUUGUACUGAGGUAGAUAAUUGAAAGGAUUAGAUUAUAAAAUUAAGCUUUUCAAUGUGUGAAGUUCUUAAAACAACCAUAGUAGUACACACUUCACAGUGAGACACAUACAAAAAACAUCUUGAGUGAAAAUUGAGUGUAAAAAUCUUGCCUUUGCCACUACAGUUUCUAGUGUGUGUGUGUCUGUCUUUAUUAGGGAAUGGAAAAAUACUGUUUUACUUUUUAAAAUGUUGAAUGUUUCUGUCCUUGAAGAUAAUUAAAAUGUGAAUCACUGAACAUAAGAUUUUAGCCAGACUAAGGGCCCUGCUAAACGGUGAAAAAUACUUUACUGCAAUUUACCAGAUGACACUGGGUUAUGAAUGUGAAAACAUCAGCCAGGUGCUAGGUGUGGUGAGGAGUGGCAGAGUCCAGCCGGCGUAUUACCAGGACCGGAACUACGGUAGGAACGGGACUUACCUGAUGUUGUGAUUUAACUACCAGACUGAGUGGGGAAAGUCCCUGAUUUUUUUUUUUUUUGGAACAAAAGGACCUUUAUUUUAUAAUCUGUUUUGACAAAAAUGUUUAGCUAUUUCCCCUAGACAGAUUGGACCACACUUUUCUCCCUUGCUUUAUAUCCUUAAAUGCCCAUUCUCAGGAUGUUUAGAAGCUGACAAACUACUCUUUUCUGGCUGAAAACUUUCCUUAAUUGGUACCUUAAAUAUUAAUGUUAGUAGGAUCAGGAUCUUACUAUUUUUUUUUAAUGAUUCUUCAAUAAUUUUUAGAAACAGAAAGAACCAUUGUGCCCUCCCAAGUGGACAAAACUUUUAUCUCUAUAUAAAAGGAAAUAUGUGUGUUUGAACGCACACAUGCGCACGUGCGCUAGCUGAAUUGGAUAUAUUUAUUGUGCCUUUGUUGACCAAACCUAAUUUUGGAAUAAUGCUAUAUUUAUUUUGCCAUGGCUUUAAGAGAUGUGAGGUGGAUCUUGCACCUUUUUCUCUUCUGCUUCAUGAAGUUUGAGGUGUAUUUGUGCAUCUUAAGGUAAGUGAAUCAAAUAAGCCUUGUUUUCCUACACCUCCCACCACAGAUUCUACUUUUUUCUUAAGGAUUUAUAUUCCCAGACACUACACAAAAUCUGUGAAAAACUGAACCACUUCAUCUAUUAAAUACUGAUUAGUAGUAUUUAAAUCUUGCAAGAAUAUUUGACCUUUUAGAAACACAGGUGUAGAGAUUUGCUCAUCGUGGUCAGGAUUAUAGCGGUACUUGCUCCCUUCUCUUUCUCUAGUGGGUUGCCUCUUUUGUUUUUUUAUCCUAUUUAGAAUUUAUGGAUGUGAGUUUUUCCCCUGUGCUUUAUCUUUUGUCAUUUUGUUUGUGGGAGGUGGAGUGGCAGCAGAGUAACAUGGUGUUGGGGGAUUUUCCUUCAAACAUUGCAAGUGGUAUUUCUACCAAGUAAACCUCAAACAUCCAGUCCAGUUGUGCUAAUCACCAAGAAUCUGAGAAUGAAUUGUGACCACUGGCCAUGUUCUUUAGUUCUUAUUUAUGAGGAGUUGACAAGCACCAUCUACCACCUUUCUUAAGGUGGCUGUAAAUUUCCUGUUGUCCUGGGGAAAGUCACACUGUAUUGUGCUCCACAAUGUGUCGGAUGUUGACAGGUACUGUGAUGGGUAGAGAAGUGCCUAUAUGUAUUUCUCUCCCCAAGAGGGCAGGAGGGAGACUUACAGCUCCCUGUGAGCCCGGAUAGUACUACACCGGCCUGGAAGGACAAGGGAAUAAGACCACUGACAGCGAGGCUGACCGGGCUGCGCUGGUCAGACCGGGCAGUGGCUGACCUAAGGAAGAUAACUUGCUUUGCUUAAAAGUAGAUGUUUAAGCGAUGCUUAAAACAGGCAGUAUUAACUUUCGUUAAUUAACUUUUGUUAAUUUUCAGGCCAUCAACAUGUAUUAUUAAAAUUACUGCACACCCCCCUCAGAUAGCAAGUAUACACUGUUCAUGUUGGUGUGUGUGUGUUUAUACACGAUAGUCCCAAAUCUUGUUUUGAUUUUUUUUCUGAAUGUGAUCAUGUUUUGGAUGAUACCUGAGCAGGGUUACCUUUUUUUUAUUUAUUACCAUUAUAUAUUAUAUUAUAUAUUUUUUUGCUUUCUUAUAACUUUAGAGGAAAGUCAAAUCUUGGUAUUAUUGAAAUUGUUUAAAAAAUAAAUUGUCCAGUUGAUAAAUGAAGAUCACUGGUCUAUCUCUAAAAUAAUAUGAAUUUUUCUUUAAUUAUUGUGAAAUAACGUGCCCGCUGUCUAGUCCACACCGUGAUUUUGUAUGUAGGAUAGGAAAGCAGCGAUGCUCUUGGUGGGAAGAUGUGCAGCACGGGUGAGGGGACUCCAUGUGUUUUAUCUACUUCAGCUGGAACUGCAACUUGGGGCUUCUGUGAAUAAAAUCUAGCUGCCUUGUGUAGUCCUUUGAAAGACAUACGUGAUCUGUGAGAAUUAUAGUUUUUCUUUUUUUUAGAAGAAAAAUUUGCAAAAGAUCUUUCCAAAGAUAAUGUGCCACAGAUCUUUUGUUUGUUGUUUUCUGUAAUGAGGAUUAAUUACUGUUUAAAAAAACAUGUAAUUGACUUGUUCGUCUUCAAAUUCUUUACUUUUGACAAGAGGAUCGAGCUGUAAAAAAAAAAAUAAAUAAAAAUUUAGAGAAAUCA
Messenger RNA from Vicugna pacos (alpaca), 9077 nucleotides. Lineage: Eukaryota; Metazoa; Chordata; Mammalia; Artiodactyla; Camelidae. The record is from RefSeq and is a predicted model, not a curated record.